Molecule: messenger RNA, 1231 nt
Organism: Drosophila busckii
Lineage: Eukaryota; Metazoa; Arthropoda; Insecta; Diptera; Drosophilidae
Product: GTPase Era, mitochondrial
Exons: 3
Coding region: 31-1158 (375 amino acids)
Biological process (GO): ribosomal small subunit assembly
Cellular component (GO): mitochondrial matrix
Molecular function (GO): rRNA binding; ribosomal small subunit binding; GTP binding
Source: RefSeq, a predicted model, not a curated record
CGAUAUUGAGAGCUAUUCGCCAUCCCUGCAAUGCGUUUUUAUUGGCUAACAAGUUCCUUAAAAUUGCUAAAUAGCAAUAAAUUGAGAAGCGUACGAUCCUUGUCGGCGUCUACGCAGAUAAAUGGGGAAAAAGCGCUCUCAACUGAGCCACCACCAGAUACUGUUAACAACGAGGAUGCACAGCAAAAAACGCUUCACAUAGCGGUAAUUGGUGUACCGAAUGUGGGCAAGAGCACCUUCAUCAAUAAUGUCGUGAACCACAGAGUAUGUCCCACCUCAGCCAAGGUUCACACCACACGUAAAGCAACCACAGGAGUUUUAACAACCGGUCAAACGCAACUUGUGUUCUAUGAUACGCCUGGUUUGGUUACGCAGAGCGAGAUACGCAAACAUAAUUUGGAACAAAGUUUUAAAAGCGCCUAUCGCCACGCAAUCCAACAUGCGGACAUAAUAGCAGUUAUGCAGGACGCGUCCAAUAGUUGGACACGUAAGGAACUGCAUCCCACUGUGUUGGACACGCUCAAGGCUUAUGCACAUCUGCCCAGUUUUCUAGUGCUGAACAAAAUUGAUGCUUUAAAGUCAAAGCGCGUGUUGCUCGACUUGAUCAAAACGCUAACCAAUGACACGCUACAGAGCAGACGCCAUGGCAGAAAAGUUGCAAGUACUCAGAAAUCAGAAGAAGCACAUGUGGUGGAAGGCACGCUGUUGAGCAAGCGUGAGACCAACUGGAGUCACUUUAAUGACGUAUUUUUAGUUUCAUCACUCACUGGAAAUGGAUUACACGAGCUACAGGACUAUUUGGUGGAUGUGGCCAAGCCGAGGCGUUGGACUUAUCCCGCUAAUGUUUAUACGGAUGCUACGCCCGAAGUGUUGAUAGUAGAAAGCGUACGUGCGCGUCUACUGGACUACCUGCCGCAGGAGAUACCCUACAAUCUGAAGUGUGAGCUGGAGUACUAUAAUGUUGAAAAGCAUGUCGUUUACACCUCUGUGCAGGUGCAGUGUCCCACAUCGCGCGUUGAGCGUUUAAUCUGCGGCGAGUCCAACGGUAGAUUACGUCAAAUAACCGAGCGUGUUACCUCAGAUUUGGUAGAGAUGUUUGGCCAAGCUGUCUCACUGACAAUAUCUACCAUAGCCAUGUCUGGCAAAAAGUCGGCUUGAUAAUUUGUUGUUGUUUGUUUUAUAGGCUAAGUAAUAACAUUUAUUAAUUAAAAAAUAUUAAAUGCAAGGUACA